Vicia faba (fava bean) is the source of this 1812-nucleotide messenger RNA. The record is from the annotation of a GenBank genome assembly. Lineage: Eukaryota; Viridiplantae; Streptophyta; Magnoliopsida; Fabales; Fabaceae.
AUGAGCAAGAGUGGAUCAGCUCCACCUACUGUGGAAGGAUCUUUGAGUGCAGUUGGAGGAUUGUUUGGCGGGGGUGUUGGUGGUGGUGGAAGUGGUGCAGCUGGUUUUUCGGAUUUUGCUGGGAGUAAGGAUGUCAAUGGAGUUGUUUCGGAGGAAGAGCUUAGGUCGGAUCCAGCUUAUCUUUCGUAUUAUUAUUCGAAUGUGAAUUUGAAUCCUAGGCUUCCACCUCCGUUGUUGUCGAAAGAGGAUUGGAGGUUUCAGCAAAGACUAAAAGGUGGAAGCUCGGGUGUAGGUGGAAUUGGAGAUAGGAGGAAAGGUAAUAUGAGUGAUGAUAAUGGUGGUAGGGCAAUGUUUUCGACGCCGCCGGGUUUUAACUUUAGGAAGCAAGAAAGGAGUGAGGUGGAUGCUGAAAAACCAAGAGGCUCGGCUGAAUGGGGUGGCGAUGGUCUUAUUGGUUUACCUGGCUUAGGGCUUAGGAACAAGCAAAAGAGCCUUGCAGAGAUUUUUCAGGAUGAUAUGGAGCAGAGGCCUUCCUUCUCGUCCACAGGCCUUCCUUCUCGUCCAGCAAGUCGUAAUGCAUUUGAUGAAAAUGUUGAUGUCUUAAAUACUUCUGAAGCAGAGUUGACUCACGUUCAAGGAUCAUCUGCAACACAAAAUAUUGGUCUACCAACUUCAUAUUCUUAUGCUGCUGCUCUAGGAGGGUCUUCACUGUCAAGAAGCACUACUCCUGAUCCACAACAUGUUGCAAGGGCUCCUAGUCCAUGCCUCACACCUAUUGGUGGAGGGAGAAGUGGUGCUUCGGACAAGAGAGGUAUUAUUAGUUCAGAUGCGUUUAACGGUGUUUCAUCCGACAAGAAUGAGUCAACAGAUCUUGUGGCUGCAUUGUCAGGGAUGAACUUGUCAGCAGGUGAUGAAAACCAUCUGCCAUCACAAGUUGAAUCAGACGUUGAUAAUCAUCAGAGAUACCUUUUUGGCGGUAUGCAGGGUGGUCAAGAAUAUGCAAAGCAACAUGCAUAUCUAAAAAAAUUUGAAUCAGGGCAUUUGCAGAAUUCAGUUAAGAGCAGGAGUGGAUCGGAUCUCACUAAUCUAUCUCUGCAUCGGCAGGUUGAUCUGCAAAACUCAUCUGCUCCUUCAAAUAACUCGUAUUUCAAAGGAUCGCCUACCUCCCAUUUUAGCGUAGGAGGUAAUUUGCCUGCUCAGUACCAGGGUAUUGAUGGUAUGAAUUUGUCAUUUACUAACUAUGGCGUAAGUGGUUAUGCCGGAAAUCCCGCUUUGACAUCCUUGAUGACUAACCAAUAUGGCACCAGUAAUUUGCCACCCUUGUUUGAAAAUGUUGUUGCAGCAUCAGCAAUGGCAUCCCCAGGAAUGGACUCGAGAUUUCUUGGAGUUGGUUUGGCUUCUGGAGCUGGUUCUCCUUCUGAUGUGCAUAGCCUUGGUCGGAUGGGAAACCAAAUUGCAGGGGGCGGUCUUCAGGCUCCGUAUGUUGAUCCGAUGUAUCUUCAGUACAUGAGGACAUCUGAAUAUGCUGCAGCACAACUUGCUGCUCUUAAUGACCCCUCUGUGGACAGGAACUACUUGGGCAAUUCAUACAUGAAUUUACUCGAGCUUCAGAAAGCUUACCUUGGGUCUGUCCUCUCGCCUCAGAAGUCACAAUACAAUGUACCACUGGGUGGUAAAUCAGCAAAAUCCAAUCACCAUGGUUAUUAUGGAAAUCCAGCAUAUGGGGUUGGAUUGUCUUAUCCAGGAAAUCCGAUGGCAAACUCUGCUUCUCCAGUUGCGUCUGGAAGUCCCAUCAGACACAUUGUUGUGUGA